Molecule: messenger RNA, 1904 nt
Organism: Macrobrachium nipponense
Lineage: Eukaryota; Metazoa; Arthropoda; Malacostraca; Decapoda; Palaemonidae
Gene: Arp10
Product: actin-related protein 10-like
Biological process (GO): retrograde axonal transport of mitochondrion
Cellular component (GO): dynactin complex
Source: RefSeq, a predicted model, not a curated record
UAAUGACAGAUGAUGUCAUAUGUAAACAAAACUCGCCCAAUCUGGUGGGUUUCAGGUAGUUCCCAUCAUUUAUUAACCGUAUUAUUUCAAGUAAUAUUCGACCUAAACUUGUCAGCAUCAUGCCGCUGUUUGAAGGUCUUACAAUAGGUCUCAUGAACGACAAAAAUACGACAGUUGUGUUUGAUUUUGGAACAGCAUAUACCAAGGCAGGAUUUGCUGCUGAAAGUGGACCCCGAGUCGUUUUAAAAUCGGAGGUAUUGUGCAGAAAAACUGGCAAACAUGUUCCUGUUUUUGAGUAUGAAGAUGAUGAGGAACUGAGACAUCAUUUGGUAGAUUACAUCCACAAGCUUUAUUUUAGACAUCUUCUUGUCAAUCCAAAGGAUCGUCGUGUUGUUGUAGUCGAAAAUAUAUUAAGCCCCUCUAAAAUUCGCAAUACCAUUGCCAAGGUUCUCUUCAGACAUUAUGAGGUUUUGUCUCUGUUAUUUGUUCCACUACAAACUGCAUCACUGAUGACCCUUGGAAUUAACACUGGACUUGUCUUAGAUCUUGGUUAUCAAGAGGCUACACUUAUCCCUGUAUAUGAAAAUGUGAUUAUAUUGAAUGCCUGGCAGUCUCUCCCUAUGGGGGCAAAAGCUAUCCAUGAUUCACUGAGUGAAUUGCUGUUGGACCGGGGUUUGGUUGCUGGCGAUGAUGGUAAAGAGCAACGAUUAAAUGCUGCUGUUGAAAAACUACCUGACAAAAUACUAGAAGAUAUUAAAGUAAGAACCUGCUUUGUUACCACAACGGAACGAAGCAAACGUUUGCAGAACAACAAGUAUGACAGGUCCCUGGAGCCGCCACCUCCUCCUCCAAGUGUGUCAUAUCCCAUGUCUGGUGAUCGAAUCAUAACUAUCCCUGGUACAGUACGAGAGCUGACCACAGAGUUACUCUUUGAACAAGAUGAAGAUCGACUUAGCAUCCCAAGCAUGAUUUUAAAUGCUUUGUUACAGUGUCCUGGUGAUACAGUGCACAAAUUAUCAGAAAAUCUUAUUAUUAUUGGUGGUACUGCAACUGCUAUAAUGGGUGGCACAGAAGCUGUUACUCUUCGUUCAUUACCUCGGGAGCAAUAUCUUUCAAAUGAUUUACUUCCAGACUGGUGCAAUCUUAUGUUUAAUAUGAAAGAUGAAAUUGAAGAAAGAGAAAAGGGUGCAUAAAUAUCAAUGCAAAAAUUGAUGAGUGGUGACUUAAAUAUAUCUCCUGCUUCAGUCAGUCAUUAUGCAUGAUGAAUGGUGACUCUUAAAUAUAUCUUCUGCUUCAGUCAUUUUGCAUUUUCCAUCAUUUUCAAUAGUAUUACUCUCUGAUGUGAAAUUUAUAAGUAAAGGCCAGAAGUAGGUAAGUUUUGUAUAUCAGCUUAUAUGUAUUGUAUCAUAUAUGAAGAUCAAAAUUUUUUAGGUUACGUAAUGGAUUGUAUACCAACUAAAUUGCAUCAUAUGUAGAGUAAAUCUUUUUAGCUACAUAAUUGAUGACAAAGCUUGCCUAGAUAUGUUUAGCCUUUCUUUAUUAUGUCGUUACAAAUUUUUAUAUAAAAAAAUCUCCAUGUUAUGUUAUUUUAAAUGUCAGUUCACAUUAUACAUUAAUUUCUAAACAAAGGUGUUUUCAAAUUAUUAUAAAAAAUGAGAAAAGUAUUUGAAAAUACUGUACAUUAUUAUAAAAAAUUAGAAAAAUAUUUGAAAAUACUGUACAAGCCUCACAACACUGACAAAUAAAGCUUUAAGCUCAUUAACUGUAGCUUUCUGUAAAUAUCUGAUAUGUUAGUGGUGUAAUUGAUUUUAAAGUAUGUAUAUUAUUUUUUGACUAGAGUGAAGCACGAAUCUUGUAACAAAAUGUUAAGAAAAAAAAUAAAGGGAAAACAUAAAGUUAUCAGA